Messenger RNA from Naegleria gruberi, 1725 nucleotides. RefSeq lists its product as uncharacterized. Gene Ontology annotation, biological process: protein homooligomerization. The record is from RefSeq and is a predicted model, not a curated record. Bases 1 to 1725 code for a protein of 574 amino acids. Lineage: Eukaryota; Heterolobosea; Eutetramitea; Acrasida; Naegleriidae. The transcript has a single exon.
AUGUGUAAGGGAGCAGUGGAGAGAGGUCAAUUGAAGGAUCAUGAGGAAAAGCAUUGUCCUCUUCAUGAAGCUUAUAAACAAGUUGAUGAAUUGAAAAAUAGAUUAGAGGAAGAAUUCAAGAAGAAGAAUGAAUCUCAACAAAUCCAAAAUGAAAAUAUCUUGAGCAUAGAAAAGCAAAAUUUAAAGAAAAUUAAACUAGACCUUAUCAAACAAUACCAAUUAAAAGAAGAAGCAUUAGAGAAGAGGGUUAAAGAAUUUGAAAAUCAACAAUUGGUCAGAUUAAAACUGGAGGCCAGUAACAAACCAAUUUAUCUCAAUGUUGGUGGAACUAUCAUGACAGUCUCAUUAGGAACAUUUAUUCACAACGAAAGAGAACCUGAUAAUUUAUUCAAGAAAAUGUUCACUGCUGAAUAUCCAUUGUAUCAAACAUCAAAUCAAUUCAAUGAGCCAGUAUACUUUAUUGAUUGUGAUUUGUUCAUUUUCAAGCAUAUUCUUGAUUGGUUAAAGUAUGGAAUAUUAGACAGGGAGAUAAAUGUAGAUUUGAGGAAAUUAUUGAUUAUAUCUCAAUCUUUUGGAAUUGAUUUGAGGAGAGUUAUUGUACAACAUGUUAACUUGGCAGGAAAGGAAAUUAUUGGAUUUGAUUUUCGUGGAAUGAACUUGGUUGAUGUAAAUUUCAAGGCAAGUUAUUUUAAGGAUUGUCAUUUUUCAAAUGUGGCAAUUGGCUCUCAAUUUAAAAAGGCACAAUUUGAAAGUGUAACAUUUGAAAAGUGUACAAUUCAAAUGCAUUUUAAAAAUAAUAAUUUGAAGAAUUGCAAAUGUAUUGAAUGUGAAUUUAAUGGAUCUGUUUUUGAAAAAGCUAAUUUCAAAUUAAUUGAACUUGUUCUCACAACAAAUAAUUCAUUUAAUUGCUUAAUUAAGAAUACUGAUUUAAGAGAAAUGAGAGAUUUAUCAAAAUUCAAAGGAUUUAAAUUUGAUUCAUGUUUAUUUGAUUUUUCUAAACUUUCAAACAAACAAAUUAAUUCUAUCAUGUUUGAAAAUAUUAAUCUGGAUGCACAAGAUUUAUCCACCUUCAUUUUUAUUAAUAGCACAUUUGCACAUACAUCUUUCGCACAUGUUAAACUGGAUUCUAAUUUUGGUAUUGGACUUUCGAAUAUUAUUAAUAAUUAUGGAAGUUUUGUAUCAAUUCCUCUAUAUAUGCAAACUAAAAGUAAAUCUAUUCCUCAAUUAUUAUACAGAGGAACAAGAGAUGGAUUCCAUGCAAAUGAUUUUCAUUCCAAAUGUGAUAAUCAAGGCGCAACAUUGACCAUUAUCAAAUCAGAACAUAAUCAAGUAUUUGGUGCUUUUACUAGUCAAUCUUGGAAAUCAAACAAAGAUAAUUUCAACUUUGUUAUGGACGAUUCAGCAUUUAUUUUCAAAAUUGUAACAGAUCAUAAUGGAAAUUAUCAAGUUCAACACUUUAACAUUAACCAAAAUAAGAAACAAUAUGCGAUUGAAGCACAUCAUAAGUAUUUGGUAAUAUUUGGAGGAACUACUGAGAUUGAAGGGGAUAUAUGUAUAUACAGUGAUUGCAAUUUGAAUAAUGCUUCAUACUCGAACUUUGGAUUGACAUAUGAAUUACCCACAGGAUACAAUUAUGGAACUGAUGAAGCUAAAAGUUAUUUGGCAGGAUGUUACACAUUUAAAGUUAUUGAAAUUGAAGUUUUUAAAAUUAAUCCCUGGGAAUAA